Cucumis melo (muskmelon) is the source of this 1790-nucleotide messenger RNA. RefSeq names its product protein ECERIFERUM 26-like. Gene Ontology annotation, molecular function: acyltransferase activity, transferring groups other than amino-acyl groups. The record is from RefSeq and is a predicted model, not a curated record. Lineage: Eukaryota; Viridiplantae; Streptophyta; Magnoliopsida; Cucurbitales; Cucurbitaceae. The transcript has 2 exons. The coding region runs from base 152 to 1504 and encodes 450 amino acids.
CUAAUAAGCAGCCCACACGUAAUUAAAUGCAUUUGAUUACCUCACCGGCUUUGACAAAUGAAAACAUAACUCCCCACUUUAUAAAACCCCUCUUCUCUUCUUCCUCCUCCCCUCAAAUCAACCCCUCCGAUCACAUCCUUCUCCUUCCGCCAUGGUUUCCGGCGAAAACGAACAGAGCCUCGUCCACAGCUUCAGAAUCUCCUCCGUCGGUCCCGGCCAAACACUCGGAUGCGACAGCUCCUAUCACCUGACCGGCCUCGAUUUGGCCAUGAAACUCCAUUACAUCAACGGAAUCUACUUCUUCGACUCGGAGGCCAGCCAGAGGGUGACACUGCCGCAGAUUAAGGCCGCCACGUUCGUUAUAUUCAACGACUACAACUUCACCUGCGGUCGGCUCCGGCGAGAGGAUUCGGGCCGGCCAUUCAUAAAAUGUAACGACUGUGGCGCAAGGUUUGUUGAGGCAGAGUGUGAUAGUACAGUGUCGGAAUGGCUGGAGAUGAUAGGGGACGAUUGGUCGUCCAUGAAAUUGCUGGUUUCGCAGAAGGUCAUCGGACCUGAAUUGCACUUUUCUCCUCCCAUUUAUAUGCAGGUAACGAGAUUCAAAUGCAAAGGAAUGUCCAUUGGGCUGACCUGGGCCCACGUCCUCAGUGACGCCUUCUCCCCCGCCGCUUUCAUGAACUCCCUCACCAAUAUGCUCUUCGGCGCCCCCACCGCCCUUACAUCCCCCCCACUACCUUCCCUCGCCACCAUCACAACCACCCCACCGCCCAAACCUCCAGUCUCCGCCUCCGCCAAGCCCCCACUUUCCCUCCGUCGAGUCGACCCGGUCGGCGACCACUGGAUCCCCACCAACAAGUACAAAAUGGAAUCAUUUUCCUUCAAAUUAAACCCAACCCAAUUGGCCAAUUUACAAACCCAAAUGCCCCACCAAACCCCACCUUUCGAAUCCAUCUCCGCCGUUCUCUGGCAUUCUAUAGCCAAGCUCCGGCGAGGCUCCGAACCCACGACGGUAACUCUCUGUAAACUUGAUUCAGUUAAACAACAGGGGAAAGUAAUUGGGAACACCCAGAAGGUCUCUACAGUUAGAUCUUCCGCGGCCGCUGUCUCCGACGUCGACCAGAGGGAUCUGGCGGCUCUGUUGGUAGAUAGCGCGGCGAAGGACGAAGGGGAGCUCAUUGAAGAGGCUGUGGACAGGGACGAUGGAGUGAGUGAUUUUAUUGUUUACGGGGCGAAUUUGACAUUUGUGAAAUGGGAUGAAGCCAAUUUGUACGGAGAUGGGAUCAUGGAAUUGGAUCAUGAGAAACCCAAAUUUGUGUACUACACCUUGCACGGCGUGGGAGACGGUGGAGCAGUGGUGGUCAUUCCUGGGCCAGUAGACGAUGGGAUCAGUGGCCGGGACGACCGCGGGAGGUUUGUGACUGUGAUUCUGCCGGAAAAUGAAGUGGUGGGGCUGAAAGCUGAGUUGAUGGCCAAUGGAAUGUUCCUUGAGAAACACAAGGAAUGAGUCAACAAGAUAUUUUGGAACGAAAUUAAGAAAAGAAGUUAUCCUUUUCUUUUGUGUCAAAGUUAAGAUGAUAAACAUCGAGAUAUUUUUCACUUCGUUGUGUGUUAAGAGAGGUACUAGAAUAGUAAAAAUACUUGGAAAGAAUAAUGCUCAUCAACAUAAUGAUGAGCAAAAGUUCUUAGUAGAUUCUCAUCAUAUAGUGCAUUUCUAGUAAGUUAAUUAAUUUCAAUGGAAUGUAAUACAUUAUUAGAUGUAUCUAAUACUUAAAAAUAUUAUUGGAUGAAAA